UUGUCAAUUUGCCGUCUACAUUACGAUUAGAAGUGCACUGAUUCAAUUUUUCGUGUAAUCGUGUAUUUUUUUAAAUACUUAAAAAACGUGCCGAACAUUCCAUUUUAGCAUGGUACCUACUUUAUUUUACAUAAAUGUCGCGAUAUUUUGAAAUCAUUUUUUUAUGAUUCGCAUUGGAUUUAUGGCUCAAUAAAUGAAUCCUAUUUGCAUAAAAUGAAGCCGAAAGAUAUACUGGAAAGUUGCUCAGUUUUCGGGAGAAUUAUCGCUUCGCCAAAAUUCGGUCGUCAUUUUUGUGUUUAUCAUGUCUUCGGAGUUUUUGCAAAUCUGUACCAAAGAUCAACUGUAUGAAUUUUUUGCCGAAUUCAACGCUUCCGAAGAAUCAGUCCAAAAUGAUGUGAAAUAUCUUAAAGAAUGGAUUAGGAAACAAGCUCAUUUGCCAACUAUUGAAGAUGAUGAGUGGCUAACCAACUUUUUAUUAAGAUGUAAAAACAGUCUAGAAAAGACAAAAAAAGUAUUAGACGGAUAUUACACAACGAGGACCUUGAUGCCCGAAGUUUUUCAAGAUCGCGACCCAUGCACAAAACAAAUAGAACAUGUAUUUCGACAAGGAGGCUACGUACCAACUACAAAAUUAACCCCAGAUGGUUAUCGUAUCGUAAUAUUUCGAAUUUUCGACGACUCAAAGAACAGCAUUCCAGAUCCAGAGAGUAUAAUUAAAGCCACACAAAUAUCGACUGAUUACAGUUUGAAAGUAGAUAAAAUUCGAGGAAUGAUUGUGAUUUACGAUUUUCAGAAUAUUACUAUGAAUUAUAUCACAAUGAUGUUCUCCAUAUUGAAAAAAUUGCUCACGUUAGCCACCAAAACAACGCCAUGUCGUUAUCACAAAAUUUACAUUCUCAACUUGAUACCUGCAGUCGAACCAAUCAUCAGUUUCGGUAAAAGUUUAGUGAAGAAAGAAUUAGCUGAUAGAGUUCAAGUAUGGAAAGAUGAUCCAAAAAAAUUAAUUACUGUUCUACCAAAGGAAGUAUUACCCGCAAAUUACGGAGGAACUGAAAAACCACUAGAAGAGCUCAAAGAUCGUUGGUACGAAGAAAUAAAAAAUUACCAAGAUUGGUUCAUUUCCGAUGAAAAAAAUAAAGCCGAUUUAAAUAAAAAACCGGUGGAUAGUUCAUACGCAAAUAAUGAUGUUACUAAUUAUGGAAUAGAGGGUUCAUUUCGUAAAAUCUGUUUGGAUUGAUGUCGUGUUUAUUUUAUAUUUUCUAUGCCACUUUAUUUAUAAUUCAUUUUAAAAUUUCUGCAAACAAUUGUGAGUCAUUUUUAAAAUUUAAAUUAAAAUUACGAUUUAAAAAAAGUACCUACCUAUUACUUAUGUAAAAAGAUUUUCCAUAAUAAAUUACAAUAUACUCAA
Planococcus citri (citrus mealybug) is the source of this 1408-nucleotide messenger RNA. RefSeq names its product alpha-tocopherol transfer protein-like. NCBI's taxonomy places the organism in Eukaryota, Metazoa, Arthropoda, Insecta, Hemiptera, Pseudococcidae. Gene Ontology annotation, molecular function: phosphatidylinositol bisphosphate binding. The record is from RefSeq and is a predicted model, not a curated record. Bases 302 to 1237 code for a protein of 311 amino acids. The transcript has 7 exons. Gene Ontology annotation, cellular component: membrane.